CAAAUCUUGACGGUUCUUUCCUAAGGUUCUUUCACCUUUCCAAAUCAAAGAAGAUUUUAUUUUCUCUAAAAUAAUUUUAAUAAUGUAAGAAAGACAUCAUUUUAAAGAGAUAUUUAAAGGUACUUCUCAAAAUAAACCCAAACUUAAAGGUAAACAAUGCUAAUAAGGGCGAAAAUGGCAUAAUAGCAGUUCCCGUCCGUUCACAAAUAAUAAGGCACCUGGCAGGUACGGCUAAAAAUUAGAUAGAGCAUGUUCUCGGGUGGUACUUUUGUCGUUGUCACGUAUUUUAACUUCGUGGUUCGUGUACAAAGACGAUUAUUAUAAUGCCUUUAUGGUGAAGAUAUCGCUUGAAACAGGCCAGCAGUAUUUGUAGGUUAGAAAAAAAUAGUUUUCAGGGAAUUGUUAUAAAACAAUUAAACAACUAUGACUGUAGUUCAUGGUGAUGCUACUGAUCCACAAAUGGCUCAGGAACCAAAUAGAUGUCAUCAGAUGCCUCCAAGUCCUGUUAAGGUUCCGGUGUGUAAUCUUCAAGAUCCGGGUCAGGUUAUAACGAAAAAACUCUUACCCAUAGCUGGGUUUUUUGUUGCUUUUGCUACAGUCAUGACUGUUCUGAUUUUGUACAUGGACAAUACAGCUAUGAAACACCAUCAGUUUACUCUAAAUCUCAGUAAAGACAUGGAAUUGAAUGGUAUAUCUCAGGAUGACACUCAAUUGAUAAUAUAUCUGAGGGAGAUGGCUAUAUCGCCUGCUAUAGAGCCCCAUCAUAAACCUUUGGAGUCCCUGAAUGUAAUGAGCAAUGAAACAGAAUAUUUGUUGAAAAUUUUUAAUAAUAAGAAAAAUGGCAUUUUUGUUGAAUCUGGAGCUUAUAGCGAUGGUAAAACAUCAAAAACCGAAGUCCUGGAACGACAGUAUGAGUGGAAAGGACUCCUAAUCCAGCCAGAUCCCAGACAUUACUUUAAUCUACGUAGACACAACCGUGUUAGAUCUCAAUGCAUUCAUGCCUGUCUUAGUCCCAUGCCUUAUCCACGAGAAAUCACCCUGCAUGGUGAAACUGACGUAAAAAUCAACAGUAUUUACAGUAACUCUGUGGAUAACCCUGAUUGGCUGGUUACUAGAGUUAAAUGUUUCCCUCUAUACUCGCUUUUAUUGGCAAUGAACUAUAAAAGCGUUGAUUUUUUGAGUGUUGAGUCUAGUGGAACAGAAUUACAAGUUUUGGAAACCAUUCCGUUUAAUAAGGUAAAAAUUGAGGUUAUAUCAGUUGAUGUGAGGGAGAAUGACUCUGAAAUUGGUACGAUUAAAAAGUUUUUGGCAACGAAAAACUAUAAAUUCAUGGAGAAGUUUAAUAGUAACUACAUGUUUGUGUUGAACAGGGUUAAAAUUUGAAACAUAACCUAAAAAAUUAUAGAUUUAAAUGACAAUGCACCUAUUUUAUCAUAUACAUAUAUAAGAAUAUAUUGAAAGAUAGGUAGAGGUGAUAAAUGAAUUUCUCACAUAAGUUUAUCCUUGUUUUGUCAAAGGUUUUGCUGCUCUUGGACAGUUUCAAAUCGCCAGUAUAUUCUUUUAUACGUAUAUGCAUUUUAUACAUCACAAAGAUCACAGCUCUGUGAUCGCACUUCAAAACAUUUAUUUUGAAGUUGUUUUUUUUCUUAUUUAAGACUGAUAAAACCGAACAAUUUCUCGUAACAUUCGUGGCUUUAAGUAUAUUUAAGGACCAUAAGAUCGAAAAAAAACGGCGUCAUAGUGGGCUUCGAAAUUACAAAAAUGACUAUUAUUUAAGAUUGGCACAAAAAAAUUCCCAAAAAUUAUUAUUUAAGUGAUAUAAAAUAAAAAGCUUUCUUUUCUUAAGUCAAAAAUGGUAAUUUUUGACAAUUUUUUUUGUCAAAGGUUACUGUGACGCCGUUUUUUUUUUGAUAGUAUCUUAUAUUACUACAAGUACCAGUUUUAUAAUGUUCUGAUCUAUAUUCUAGCGAAAAAAUAUUUUAGCAAGUUAAAAAAAAUAGGCGCCUAGUUACUUAUUGAUUUAUAUUUCUACACAGGGUUUCCUAUUUGCGAUACCCUGUAUAUUUAAAGCAGGCACUCUUUACCUGUUUCACCCAGUAUAUUGCUUUAAUAAUUCAAAAAAAAACUUCACUGGCUUUCAAUAAAAUAUUUAAUUAUUUUUAGUUUGACAUUGUAGUAUUUAAGCAUUUUUUUUUUGUAUAAAUUAGCGAGCCUAUCUAUUAAUUGUUUAAGUAUUUUAUACCGUACGAUCGAAAAAAAAACGGCGUCGUGUUACCUUGAAUUAUUUUUUUCGGAGGUAACUCGACGCUGUUUUUUUUUCGAUGGUACGGUAUUGUUGAUAGUGCCUUGUAAGGAUUAUAGGUAUUUAGGUAGAGCACCUGUAUUUUUUUAAAUAUAAUACAUAUUAGAGCUAAUAAUUGCUUGGAAUUCGCACAAAGUAGUUGAAAUUAAAUGAAAAAUAUUUAUGUAUGUAUAUUUUGAUUUUUCCAAUACAAAUUCAAGAGAAAAAGAAUUAAAUUAAGCGGUCACUUACUGGUUUUCACCGACUUGGUGAAACUCUGGGCGUGACUGGGUGAGACUCGGGCGUGUCGGGCGACAUGUCGCCCGACACGCCCUCUAGUAUGUAACCGGCUUUAGCACUGAUAAUUUUUGUCCACAUUAAUUUUACCAUAGUUAUGUAAGUUUGAACCCUUUUUUAUAUCAACUUUUUUUAAUUACUUUUUUUUAAUAGAGACUUUUACACAU
Molecule: messenger RNA, 2745 nt
Organism: Sitophilus oryzae (rice weevil)
Lineage: Eukaryota; Metazoa; Arthropoda; Insecta; Coleoptera; Curculionidae
Gene: S
Product: protein Star
Exons: 4
Coding region: 424-1383 (319 amino acids)
Source: RefSeq, a predicted model, not a curated record